This is a messenger RNA of Anopheles stephensi (Asian malaria mosquito), 2417 nucleotides long. Its product is annotated as potassium/sodium hyperpolarization-activated cyclic nucleotide-gated channel 2-like. The transcript has 10 exons. Lineage: Eukaryota; Metazoa; Arthropoda; Insecta; Diptera; Culicidae. The record is from RefSeq and is a predicted model, not a curated record. The coding region runs from base 134 to 1975 and encodes 613 amino acids.
ACUCUACGCUCAACUUUCCAGCCCACCUUGGAUAUUAGUCAGGAAGGGCCAGCCAAGAUUGGGGCCUACUUUUAAUAGAUUCCGCAGCAUCGGUUGGGUUUGAAGAAUUUUUGGAAGAAUCGUUGAAUUAGCAAUGAGCAAAAGCCGGGGCACGAACGCCGGUCCGACCCACGCCCCGGAACACCCAAAGGAAAUGAUGACCGGUCGUGGAAAAGGUAAUCGGAAUUUUCCAUCGCACAACUGCACCGUGAACCAUGAUGUGGACCUGCUGAAGCUGCUAAUAUCGGCCGACUCCAUCCCACACAGAAUCGGCCGUUGGUGGCGUCGGAUGUGUCUGAUCGAUCAUCACAGCCCGGUAACGAGAUUCGUUUUUCGCAGCGAUACGGCGAUAAAGCGCGAAAUGUCACGCCAGCUCACGUACUACCCGGGCACGAUACAUCCGCUGAGCUACUUCCGGUUCGUCUGGGAAUGUCUGAUGAUAGUGACGUUCGCGACCGCCUUUCUGCUGAUCCCAUACGAUGUAACGUUCCUGUUCCGGAUAGGCGAUUACUAUCCCUUUACCGUCUUUCACAUGGUGCUGUUGGGCACGGAUUUCAUCUGCCUACUUGAUGUGGUGAUUGCGAUGUACAGCGGGACAUACCUACGGCGAACUCAGCAGGUGGAUCUUGACCUGAGGGGCGUCCGGAAGCGAUAUCUGCGCAUGUGGUUCUGGAUCGACGUCAUCAGUUCGGCACCGGAUCCACUGAUAACGCGACUCGUACCUCCCACCACGCUCGACAACUCACUGUUUUACUGUCUGCACCGAAUGGACUAUCAUCCUGGUUGUCUGUGGGAUCUGUGGAGUUUGCUGUCGGUGAUAAAAAUCUUUCGCUUUCGGACACUGCUCCGGUACAUUCGGAGUCUCUGCGAGAGGUUCGGAUUGCGUCGGAAUGUUAUUAAGUUCAUCGCCAUCCUUUCCACGGUACUGACCGUGUUCCAUUGGAGCACGUGUCUGAUGUUUAUGGUGCUGCGACUCUCGCAAGGUACCGAUCCGGCACUGGUGGACGAGCGUUCCUGGUCACAGAAGAUACCGUUUUGGAAUCAAACUUCUUUCGUGCGCUACUUGGAAUGUAGUUACCGGACUCUGUACACCGUAACGCACAUCACCCAUGACUUUAACGAAUCCAUGACCUACGACGACAUGUUGAUGUCCCUUAUCUACACCAUCAGUGGCUACAUACUGAAGAUUUACCUAUUGGCCGAGUUGCUUAUUUUUAUACGCAUUCUGUUCUCCAGCACAAGCAAGUACCACGAAUAUCGGCACGAGCUGAGCAACUACAUGCGCCACGAACAAUUGCCAGCCGCACUGCAGAAGCAAGUGCUGGACUUCUAUGACUUUCGCCAUCCCAAGAUUUACAGCCGCUGGUCACUGAUACGGUCGGUCCUUGGGGAACAGCUUUUCGGAGAACUCCGGAUGGAAAUUCUUGGACCACUGAUUCGUGGCUGUCCCCUGCUUCGUGCCACCUUUACCGAUCAACAGCUGACGGCCCUGGCGCUCGGGAUGGACUUUCAGCUGUACAUGAAGAACGAUAUUAUUGCCCGAUGGGAUGGUACACCCGGUGCGAGCGUUGAACGGAACUGGAACAUGGUGUUCAUUGUCACGGGAACGGUCGCCAUCUUUACCAGCGGCUGGAAGGAAGUGUUGCAUCUGGAGAAUGGGGAACAUUUUGGUGAAUUCCAGCUGCUCUUUGAUGCGGACACGGUGAAAUUUCCCAACUUGGUCGCAGUGGAAAAUACCGAGCUGUACACUCUGUCCCGAGACUGGCUGGAACGAUUUCUGCAACCGUACCCAACGCUGCGCCGGAAUCUAAUCGACCUGGCAACGGAACAGCUACACGAGAUGGAACGGAUGCAGCGUGGCACUGCGCUGGAAAGGCUAGAAAAUGUCGAGACGGUACGAAUGCAGCGUAGCCGAUCACGUGAGACCGAGGUGUAGUGUGAGCGCAUGGAGCGGUGGAAAGUUUUCCUACCCAGAUAAAUAAAAAUCCUUGCCUUCGAGGUGCUUUCGGCCAGAGAGGACAAUCAAUCAUUUCCGGAACCCGGAACCGAGGUCGAGGUUUUUAUACAAUUUUGCCUCCCGCUAACAUUAUUUAUCCAUUUGAAUCGGUUCGACGCGGCAUUGUGCCUUCCAUAUUGUUUUUUUUUUUUGCAGUCCCUGCUUGCCUACCUUUUCCGAUUUAUUAAUAUUAAGUGGCAAUCCUGCUUGGUGGCCGCUUGUGCUCGUCAGCUGAAGCAGAAAAGCCUUUUAACGGGCGCGCGCGAAUCGUGCACGAAUUUAAUUAAACAUUUUACUUUGAACGGGCGCGCGCGUAUGAUGCCAAGUCCCAAGGUCCCCCACCCCCGGGAGACCAAUAAAUCAGUUAGCCAGGUUAAGAUGA